Messenger RNA from Notolabrus celidotus (New Zealand spotty), 2758 nucleotides. RefSeq names its product immunoresponsive gene 1, like (gene irg1l). The record is from RefSeq and is a predicted model, not a curated record. Gene Ontology annotation, molecular function: lyase activity. NCBI's taxonomy places the organism in Eukaryota, Metazoa, Chordata, Actinopteri, Labriformes, Labridae. The coding region runs from base 278 to 1765 and encodes 495 amino acids. The transcript has 6 exons.
AUAAGGUACCACUCCUUUCUCCUCCCCCUUUCCUCAUCUGAUUAUGAUGGUGAUGCUAGUUAUGGAAAUUCCUUCACUUUGUCUGAUGCAUUUUUUUUCUUGAGAAGAAUGCUGUGUUUCCCUGUUCCUCCCAGGUAAGUAUCAUCAGACACUGAGUCCUGGACUAUAUAAGGCAGGUACUCUCAUCCAAAAAGUAUCAGCAUCCAUCAGAAGCUGUUGACUGCAAGUUUGCUGCAUCAAGAAGAGAGAAAGCAGAAGAAGACAGGAGACUGAAGCCAUGAUCUCCACACUAAAGAAAACCAUGAGACCAGUGUUGGCUGUCAGAGGGCUGCACAAGUCUGCAGUAGAAGUAUCAAGGCAUCCAGCCCCAGAGGACACAGUCACAGCCAGCUUUGGGAAGUUCAUCGGUGAAGUGAAGCCCCAGCACCUGUCCUCUCAGGUGAUCCACCGCAGCAAAAGAAUGGUGCUGGACAGCAUCGGAGUCGGUCUGAUUGGCAGCACAACUGACGUGUUUGAGCUGGCUCUGCAGCACUGCCAGUACAUGUACGCUCCUGAUGACAUCAGCUCAGUGUACGGACGCAGAGGCUUGAGGCUCUCCCCUACACUAGCAGCGUUUGUUAACGGAGUAGCGACUCACUCCAUGGACUUUGAUGAUACAUGGCACCCUGCCACUCAUCCCUCAGGAGCCGUCCUUCCUGCUGUGCUAGCACUUAGCGACAUGAUGCCUACUAACUGCAAACCCAGUGGUCUGGACUUCCUGCUGGCUUUCAACGUUGGUAUAGAGAUCCAGGGCCGACUGAUGAGGUUCUCUAAUGAGGCCCACAACAUCCCCAAGAGGUUUCACCCUCCCAGUGUUGUAGGGACCAUGGGGAGUGCGGCAGCCUGUGCUCGCCUCCUGUCUUUGGAUCCCUCCCAGUGCAGUCAUGCCUUGGCUAUAGCUGCCUCUCUAUCAGGAGCUCCAAUGGCUAAUGCUGCCACUCAGUCUAAACCCCUGCACAUAGCGAAUGCUUCACGUUUGGGGCUGGAGGCUGCUCUGCUGGCCUCCCGGGGCCUUGAGGCCAGUCCAUUAGUUCUAGAUGCUGUUCCUGGAGUGGCUGGCUUCAAUGCCUUUUAUGAAGAUUAUGUGCCGAAGCCUCUAGAAUCACCAAAUAAUGGCAGCCAUGUGUUCCUAUUAGAGGAGCAGGACAUGGGCUUCAAGCGCUUCCCCGCCCAUCUGGGGAUGCACUGGGUGGCAGAUGCUGCAGCCUCAGUCCAUACGCAUCUUGAGGGGCUCGGUCCUGGCACUGUCUCUCCAGCUCAAAUCCAGGACAUUCUUCUCAGAGUCCCCAAAUCAAAGUACAUCAAUAGGCCUUUCCCUGACUCAGAGCACGAAGCACGCCACUCCUUCCAAUUCAACGCCUGCAGUGCUCUCCUUGAUGGGGAGGUGACUGUUGAGUCCUUCACACCUACUGCCAUGAGUCGCUCUGACCUGCACGCCCUGCUGAGCUGCGUACGUGUGGAACAUCCUCAAGACAACCCAGCUAACUUCAACCUCAUGUAUGGGGAAGUCCAAGUGACACUUGUCAGUGGAGACAUCCUGAAGGGACGCUGUGACACCUUCUAUGGACACUGGCGCAACCCGCUGACCAAUGAGAGCCUGAAGAAGAAGUUCAGAAACAACGCAGGCACCGUGCUUCCCUCAGAGAAGGUGGAGGGGCUGAUUGAUGUGGUGGAGGAGCUGGACAGACUCGAGGACUGCAGGGCCCUUCUCUCACAGCUGCAAUGAACUCUCACAGAAACACACAGAAACAGCAAAACUGAAUUUUUAUAAUAUAAUUAUUAUUAAAACAUGGUCGCUCAACACAAUGCACUUUUUCACAUAAAUGUAAAGGACACGUGAACAUAAAAAGCUUGCAUAUUGCACUUUGCUAGGGUGUUACAUUUAAAGCUACUAAAGGCCACUAAAUUGACCAGAUGUGUUUUAUUGCUGUCUUUUAUCAAUAAUGACAAAUAACUUAUGAACAAAUUUAGAAAUUGUUUACCCAAUCUUAAUUUUGCUAAAUUGUUGUAUAUUAUGGUUCUUUAUUAAACUAAUAAUAUAAAUUGUAAAAUGACAACUAGUUACACUACAAAGGGAAAUGAAGAAGGGUUGGUAAAUAAUUCAAUAUGAACUGUAGAUAAAUAGUAACUGUUUGCAAAAUGAUCUACUUGAUACUGUUUUUCUCUUCAGAAUAGGGGUUGAUUAAAUGUGCAUUUUAACUAUUGUAACAUUUUUGCUUCUGAAUAUAAAAGUGAUGACAUUUUAAAAUGUAAUGCAUAUGUAGCAUUUCUGUCCGUCACUUUUUUUUAUAAAACUGCUCAAAAACACAUUUCUUCUUUUGUUGUAUUCAACACUACUAUAAUAGAUUAUUUCUUGUGCUUAGCACGCCUGAAAAAUGGCAGCAACAUAAACUGUAGAGAAAAAAAAACUGCAGUAUUUCCCAGAAGAAAAUAUAUUUUGUGGAGUGAUUCAUAAAGUCACAAAGUGCAGCGCUGAUCUUGUUAAGAAUGAAGAAGGGUUGGUAAAUACUUAAAUAUGAACUGUAGAUAAAUAGUAACUGUUUGCAAAAUGAUCUACUUGAUACUGUUUUUCUCUUCAGAAUAGGGGUUGAUUAAAUGUGCAUUUUAACUAUUGUAACAUUUUUGCUUCUGAAUAUAAAAAUGAUGACAUUUUAAAAUGUAAUGCAUAUGUAGCAUGUCAUCUGCUCUUUUUGUUAAUAAAACUGCUCAAGAAAACACA